This is a messenger RNA of Laccaria bicolor S238N-H82, 1278 nucleotides long. RefSeq lists its product as uncharacterized. Gene Ontology annotation, cellular component: cytoplasm; calcineurin complex. The annotation marks the transcript as partial. Gene Ontology annotation, biological process: fungal-type cell wall organization; calcineurin-mediated signaling. The transcript has 9 exons. The record is from RefSeq and is a predicted model, not a curated record. Gene Ontology annotation, molecular function: calmodulin-dependent protein phosphatase activity; calmodulin binding. NCBI's taxonomy places the organism in Eukaryota, Fungi, Basidiomycota, Agaricomycetes, Agaricales, Hydnangiaceae.
GUCCCUCCGCCGGCGGUGAAUAAACCCACGGAUGCAGAGUUCUUUCUUCAAGACGAACAUGGAGAGAUGAAGCCCAAUCAUGCUUUCUUGAAGGAACACUUCUUUCGCGAGGGACGAUUGCAGGAGGAACACGCACUCUACAUUUUGGAACAAACAACCAAGAUUUUGUCCAAGGAGCCCAACAUGGUGCAUGUCAGGAGUCCUGUAACAGUUUGCGGAGAUAUCCACGGACAAUAUUACGACCUUAUGAAAUUAUUUGAGGUGGGUGGACCGAUGGCGGAUAAUACCUAUCUUUUCCUGGGGGACUAUGUGGAUCGGGGAGACUUUGGCAUCGAGUGUCUGCUAUAUUUAUACGCUCUCAAAAUAUGGAAUCCCACAGGAAUCAUCCUUCUACGCGGCAACCACGAAUGCCGACAUCUCACCGAAUAUUUUACCUUUAAACGAGAAUGCCUUCAUAAGUACUCAGAGCGUGUUUAUGAAGCGUGCAUCGUUUCAUUUUGCGCCCUCCCGAUCACUGCAUUGAUCGACAACCGUUUCUUCUGUGUCCACGGUGGUAUCUCUCCACAACUUGUGCAUCUCAGCGAUGUAGAUGCAAUUGACCGUUUCCAGGAGCCAGGUUCCCAUGGCCUGCUAUGUGACUUGCUUUGGUCGGACCCUGUGUCAAACUACGGUCAUGAGCACGAGCCGACCGCUCAUGGACCAGGGCUUGCGCCCGGCCAGGCAUUCCUGCAUAACCAAACGCGCGGAUGCUCAUUCUUCUUCACCUAUGAAGCAGUGUGUGCUUUCCUCGAGCGAAACAAUCUCCUCACCGUGAUUCGGGGACACGAAGCUCAGGAUGCCGGAUAUACCAUGCACCGCAAAACUCCCAAGAAAAACUUCCCCUCAGUCAUCACCAUCUUCUCCGCUCCUAACUAUCUUGAUGUGUACCAUAAUCGUGGUGCGGUUCUCAAGUACGCAAACAAGAAUAUCACGAUUCGGCAGUACAACUCUAGCACGCAUCCCUAUUGGCUCCCGAACUUCAUGGAUGCGUUCACGUGGAGUCUACCUUUCGUUGGUUCCAAAAUCACGGAGAUGCUGCUCGCCAUUCUAAGCAUAUGCAGCGACGACGAACUCGUUGAGUCCGAAUCGGACGAGGAUGCAGCGGCCAGAGGUGCGGGUGAACCCCCACAAAGCCCGACAGACUUGGCGCAAAGAAGGCAGCUGAUCAAAAACAAGAUCAUGGCUGUGGGGAAGAUGCAACGCGUUUUCCAAAUCCUCCGGUUCGUUUACCACAUGUAA